Carica papaya (papaya) is the source of this 1623-nucleotide messenger RNA. RefSeq names its product Peptidase family C54 protein. Gene Ontology annotation, cellular component: cytoplasm. The record is from RefSeq and is a predicted model, not a curated record. Gene Ontology annotation, molecular function: cysteine-type endopeptidase activity; protein-phosphatidylethanolamide deconjugating activity. Gene Ontology annotation, biological process: protein delipidation; piecemeal microautophagy of the nucleus; autophagosome assembly. NCBI's taxonomy places the organism in Eukaryota, Viridiplantae, Streptophyta, Magnoliopsida, Brassicales, Caricaceae.
GCGAGGCAUCACUGUGAAAGAGCAGUGCACACUAAACAAAAUGGGUGACAGCAGCUGUGAAGAGAGUGUGGCUGGUGGCACAAUGAGGAGAAUUCAAGAGCGUGUUUUAGGCCCAAGCAAGACAGGCAUUUCUAGCUCAACUGUUGACAUAUGGCUUCUUGGUGUGUUAUAUAAAAUUUCACAGGAUGAAUCCUCUGGGGAAGCAGCUGCUGGCAAUGGAUUACUAGCAUUCAAACAAGAUUUUUCAUCACGCAUACUGAUAACAUAUCGUAAAGGCUUUGAUCCUAUUGGAGAUUCAAAGUUUACCAGUGAUGUAAACUGGGGUUGCAUGCUUAGAAGCAGCCAAAUGCUUAUUGCUCAGGCAUUAAUUUGUCAUAAGCUGGGGAGGUGCUGGAGAAAAUCUGUCCCCAAGCCUUUGGAACAAGAAUAUCUGGAAAUCCUGCAACUGUUUGGUGAUUCCGAGGCAUCUGCAUUUUCUCUCCACAAUCUUAUUGUUGCUGGGAGGACUUAUGGUCUAGCUGCUGGGUCGUGGAUAGGCCCAUAUGCCACAUGUUGUGCAUGGGAGUCUCUAGCCCGCAGUAAGAAAGAGGAAAGUAACCUUGAACAUCAGUCCCUUCCAAUGGCUGUUUAUAUAGUUUCUGGUUGUGAAAAUGGGGAGCGAGGUGGGGCUCCAGUUGUCUGCAUUGAAGAUGCUUCGAGACAUUGUUUGGAGUUUUCAAAAGGUCAAGCUGACUGGACACCAAUUCUUCUACUGGUUCCUUUGGUUCUUGGGCUUGAAAAAGUAAAUCCCAGAUAUAUUCCAUCUUUGUGGGCAACAUUCACCUUCCCUCAGAGUCUUGGCAUAUUGGGUGGGAAACCCGGUGCCUCAACUUACAUUGUUGGUGUGCAAGGAGAUAACGUUUACUACCUUGAUCCACAUGUAGUUCAGCCGGUAGUUAAAGUCAGCAAAGAUAAUCUAGAUGUGGAUACUUCGUCUUAUCACUGCGAUGUUAUACGUCACAUUUCUUUGGAGUCAAUAGAUCCAUCUUUGGCAAUUGGAUUUUACUGCCGAGACAAAGAUGAUUUUGAUGAUUUUUGUUCCCGGGCAUCUAAACUAGCGAAGGAAUCAAAUGGUGCUCCAUUGUUUACUGUGGUUCAACACCAUAGUUCUUCCAAACCAGUUAACUACAACAAUAUCUUGGGCGGUAGCAGCAGAGUUGGCGAGGAUGAUUCCUCAGAUGCCAUGCCCGUAAUUGACGCAGAGGGCUGUGAGCACGAGGAUGACUGGCAACUCCUUUGAUCGGAACUCAUUUGACAGGUUACAAAGGCUAGCGGUUGCAGGUGAAGGUCGUAUGCUAGACUUAAUGUUGCCGUAUCCGAUGACUGACUCCACGUUAAGCUCCUCGCUAGCAGAACCUUGGAUAACGAGUUCCAGCAAGUCGUGAUCCUUAUCGUUUUGCAUUUGUUGAAUUUGAUAUUUGUAGAUCACAUUGAAUUAAAAUGAUUCUUUCUUUAAAAAUUAUUUUCAAGGUGUUCAUAAGCAGCCCGACGUUGAUGUUGUAAGAUUAAUACAGGUUUUCCACACUGCAGUUUUCUUUUCUCGAGGCUUACCCUUCACAAGUACUAAGUUCCUGUUAUAUAAAA